AGUGCCCAGGACCAGCUGGUCCAGGAUGUGUCUAGUACGGCCGUCCUCACGCCCCUGGAUGAUGACCUGGUUGGCGAGCCCCAGGAGGUGGACGACCGCGGCAACUGGUCGGGCCGCUUUGACUUCCUCAUGUCGCUCCUGGGCUACUCCGUGGGGCUGGGCAACGUCUGGAGGUUCCCCUACCUGGCCUACAACAACGGCGGUGGUGCCUUUCUCUUCCCCUUCAUCCUGAUGUUUAUCCUGCUUGGCUUCCCCCUCAUGUUCUUUGAACUCGGUUUUGGACAGUUUGCCGCCCUUGGACCGGCUGCCAUCUUUGACAGAAUCUGCCCUAUUCUCAACGGUAUCGGCUAUGGCAUGGUGGCUGUCUCAGCUAUGGUGGCCUUCUACUACACAGUCAUCAUAGCCUGGGCGUUCCUCUACAUGUUCAAGUCCUUCACCUCAGAGCUGCCCUGGGAGCGCUGCCACCCGGACUGGAGCACUGAGAGCUGCUACUCUCACAAGGAUGCCUCAGAAUGCACGGUAGUCAACGGAUCCCUUUACUACAAGCAACGCUGCUACAACGAGACGGAGGUCAACAUCUUCAACAUCUCCAGUCUGGCAUCGAACAAAUCGGACCGUGCAACACCCUCCCAGGACUAUUUCGAGCACGGAAUCUUGAAGAUGUCGGACGGCAUCAACGAUAUCGGCAUGAUCCGCUGGCAGAUUAUGCUGUGUCUGGCCCUCACCUGGACCCUCACUUUUUUGUCUCUCAGCCGUGGAGUCAAGAGCGUCGGCAAAGUGGUGUAUUUCACAGCCCUGUUUCCCUACCUGGUGCUGACCAUCCUGUUCUUCCGAGGUGUCACUCUGGACGGCUCCAAGGACGGCAUCAUCUACUACCUCACUCCGCAGUUUGACAAACUCAUCGAGGCUAAGACAUGGGUAUCUGCUGCUGUCCAGAUUUUCUUUGCGCUGAGCCCGGCAUGGGGAGGUCUGAUCACACUGUCCAGUUACAACAAGUUUCACAACGAUUGCUACAAGUCCUGGUCUGGCCUUCAUUGUGUUCCCGGAUGUGGUGACCCGGCUUCCGCUGCCCCCACUGUGGUCCUUCCUCUUCUUUUUCAUGUUGAUCACGCUGGGCAUGGGAAGUGAGGUGCCGACAGAUUUUUGCAAGACCUUGAAAUGAUGAUUGGUCGCCACAGUCGUGCCUGGCAUCUUUUCUUCACAACCUUCUGGAAGUUCUUGACGCCCGCUACUCUUAUCAAAAUCCGAAGGAUGUUCCACCCCACCAACAAGUGGGGACCGGCACACAAGGUUCCCAAAUUUGAUCUCGACGUAGAAACAGGCAAGGCCAGGACUGUGACCAACCCGGGGUUUGGAACUCCCGAAACAAGAAUAUAACGUGCAGUUUCUGAUAUCUGUUCUCCACAUACGUACUGGUCUUUGUGUUAGCUAUAGCUACUGUGUCUAGGUUUUUUCUGCUGCAGUGUCAAGAGUAUAGAGGGGUGUGCAGUGUAAGGAUGGUGAGUUCUGUUACGAAGACAUUGAAUGAACAAAUAAAAUUGAGCUGUUUUUAUUCCAAGUUAAAAACGAUAUUGAAAAAUUUUCUCAUAAUUAUAUAUGGAGCUGAACUAAACUGUCCCGAAGAAUCAAAAUGGGGGAGGGGGAGUGUUUUUUAAAAUGUUAAUAAGAUUAUAAUAAAGAUAAUAAUAAUAAUAAUAAUAAUGAUAAUACUAAUUGUAUUUGCAUUUACAUGACGCAUAUCCCUGCUCCAGAAUAAACUGUGGACUUUACAAUAUAAGAAAUAGAACGGACAUUACUCAUGAAAAUGAGAAAUUACAGGUCUUAUCAGCAAGAGAGAAAUGAUUACUGUUGUUUUGGACAUUUUGCCUAGAGGAGAACUCCUGGUCAAGUAGGACCUCAGUGGUGGAAGUUCCAGAGGACAUUCACUGUUAUCAUGUAAAGGGUGGACAGUGUGGGCCAAUGGGCAGAUAUCGAUGACUGUGGUCUGGCUUGAAAUUCCUCUCAAUUGACCACAGUUGAUCACCCGGCGUUGCUGGAUUACUGCUGCUGCUGCUGCUGCUGAAGUAGGCCCCGGAGGACACUGGUCACUGCUGGUGAUCUUACUCAGGAGUUUCAUGUCCUGUAAUGGCUUGAGGAUUUGACCUUUCCUAACUAUAUGCAGUGCUCAGAUUUUAUUUCUCUCUACUCACCUAUGUAUACUUCAGAGUGUUAAGCAGUUGAUGCUGGAUUUGAAGACAUAUUUUUAUACUCUGUAAUAUGUGGGUGGUAUAAUAUGAUAAGUCAGAAUGUUACUUCAAAGAUUGGUAUGAGGUUUUGUCUCACAGUUUCGUAAAUAUACCUGAAAUAGUUACUGCAUAUCCCCCUUUGCUUUUGAUCUGUAAGAAAAAAAGAGGAUGCGGUUGCUAUUUUUCCAGCUGCUCUUUCUUUGAGUGGUCCAUGCCCUACAGCCCAGAGAAAGAGAAAAGAAAAAUGAGGAAUAGUUGUUGAUCUAAAGUGUUUUAGAUAGUGAAGGAUGAUAGACUUGAGCAUGGAUCUCUGUGAUAGGCUUUCAUCCGCAAGAGGAAAUGUAUUUUGAUCUCUAACUGCACAUCCGUGCAUCUUCUGCUGGCAUUAUACUACACCGCUGUCUCUCAGUUUGUAUAUGUGCACCUGCUCCUGGCAUUGUAUCACCCACAGUCUCUCAGUUUGUAUGUGAGGGUGUGGAACAUGAAUCUCUUUGUACUCAUGCAAGUUUUCUCUAAGACAGCCACAGAAACUUUUGCCCUACAGCACCGCUGUGUAUGUUGUUGUAGUCUCUCUUAUUUAUACACAGAUGGAAUCUCUCUCGUCUUUUGCUUGUUGCCAAAGGUUUUGUGUCAUUUCAUUUUUAAUGACUACCGAGAGUCUUUUUAAAACUUUAAAAUGAUGGAAUCUCGAAUGUCCAACAAAGCACUGGUAUGUUUAUCGGUGCGGAAUAUUUAUAAAGAAUCUCCUCUAUUAUUGUUUCCUGUUACAUUAUUACUCAGCACGCCUGCGAACACUGAUCAGCUGACUUGUGAGGUUCAAGUCUGGAGUUGUUGUUUUUUUUGACUAGUGCCCAAACUUGUGUGAAAAGACAUACUAGUUUAGAGAUUAGGUUGUGUGCGCUGUUGAUUUUGGUUGGUUUGUUUUCUUUGAUUAGUGUAGACUGCUCGAAGGAAGAGAGAAUAAAUCGUUAUUUCCGUUCCUUACACCUGUCUGUUUAUCGCACUGUCUUCUGCAGAUUGGCAUUCUCAGUGUGUGGGGGUCUGUUUUUGUUUCUUUGUGUUGUAUUUUUUUCUGAGAGUUCCAACUGCCCAUGUUUUUGCUCCUGACUAACGAAAAUGACUCUGGAUUUGUUCAAAAGUUCAAGUGGGAUCCAUCCCUAAUAUCAAUAGUGCACAUUUGUGCCUGACAUUCUGUCUAGCAGACAUGUUCUCUUGCGCAAAUAAAGAUUGAUACCUAAAAAUGCACCUCAGCAUUCGUUUUUCUAACUUUCUAAUGGACUGGGUGAGGUGGUGGUUUCAGUAAAUGUGUGUUCCAAUCCAAAAGUGGUUGUGUUUUUUGUUUUGUUUAUGUCACUAUAACAACAAAGAAUCUGAGUGAGAAAAAAAACCAGGAAAUGCCUUGUAAUUGUUCAUCACCUCACGGCGUCGAGCUUUGACAUCUUUACAGCACCUCCAUUUUGUUUCUCAUCUAUCAUGCACUUAUUUCUCCACUAUUUCUGAGCCGCAAAGUGUUGUUCUGUGAGUUGGGUUACUCUGCUUACUUUUAUUUCCUCUGUGCUUUUGCCCUUUUGUUUUCUGUGGUUGUUUAUAUCAAGUCAGGUAUCUUUAUUUUAAAAAAAUUAUAGUGACAAAUUUACUAUUCUUUAGAUCUUGAAGCCCAUCUUGUUGUUAAAGGUCAUCUCUAUCCAAGAAAUACUACGAAUUCUACUUCCGGUGUUAGUAGUUUUCGCACAAUUAUGUUGCAUUUUUUUGCAAGUGAUUUAUGCUGUUCUUUUCAUGACAUGCAAACAGUAAAGAAUGUUGGACGUAUAACAUUAGGGAUUGUUAAAAACUCAUGGUCAACUGAUUAUUUUUCCGAUAAAGGUUUAGGUGUGUGGCCUAGUCACUCGACAUGCAAAAAGUUACUUUUAGGGUAUGAUUUAUUGUGCGAUGUUCUUUGGUUUAUGAAGGAAUUUAUUUUGCCCUGUCAGUGUUGUGUUACAGUGUGGAUAUCGUCGUUAAAUUUCAACAUCACAGGGCAGCUAUAUUAAUUUCAUGAUGGUUAUAGGGGUGUGGUCGUUUUCAGAGUGUGCAUACUCGUUUUCUGAGUGUUGAAGACUGUUCUUUUCUCAUUGUCAUUUAUUCUGACAAUGUCUCUCUCCCAGGUUAUUUUGGGUUGUUGUUUUUUUUAUUUCUGUGUUAACUGAGAUUGCUUUGAAGAUGAAUGAAACUGAAAAGGCAUUUUCCAGAAUGUUUUUAUCAGAAGGGAAGAGAAUUAGUGACCAUUCAAAGGUGAAUGUUGUUUUGAAACUUAUAUAUACAUAUAUGUAUAUAUAUUAUAUGUCUAUAUGUAAUAUGUAUAAAUGGUAUGUGUUUAUGAAUAUUUACCCAUCCAUGUGGUUGAGUCUGUAUCGUUUCGUUGCUUAGAGAUCUCCAGCACACCCAGAGAAUUGUCCUAACUAUACAACACAGAAUUUACCGGUGUCAUUUCAAUCUGGUCCCCUUGUGGACACGAUGCUUUUUGCCCUUGUCUAGAUGUGUCCAUUUGCCUUUUUCUCUUAUAUAUUUAUUCAUUUUGUCUGGUUUUGGUUUUGCCAUCAUUAGUUUAAACUUACUGUGAAGUAGGGAAAGAUUUUGAUAAUGUGCUAUCGAGAACUCCCUGCCUGCAGUUUUUGUUUUACAUUGUUCUCUUGUCCUCCUUUGUCAUGUCAACUAUCUGUCUAGCCCAUCUUUUUAUCUUUAUAAGGAUUGAGUCCAGCCAGUUUGGGCAAGAGCAACAAGUAGAAAGAUACGAUAUAUCAUACAACUGUUCUUAUUGUCUUAGACAUAACCAAGUGUUUGUGUCCUCAGUAUUGGCACACUGAGCCAAAAGACAGUUUCUGCCCUCGGAGGUAGGCUUUUCUCUUUCCUGCCUUUUGUCGUAAUCUGUCUCUUGGCCUUCACGUGACCUUACAGUGCCAAAGAUGGUUUAAAGUCCCAACUGGGUUCCUUGUGUAGAGAUGGUAGGGAUAUAUUGUGCUGCUGACUUGUCUUGAGGUUUUUGUGUAGUUUCUGGCACGGCUUUGUUUCUGUGUUCUCAUUUCUCCCCCUCCUUUGUUUCAUACGACAUUUAUGAUAAGGGGAGUGGGAUAUAUGGGAAGUUUGAUGUAGCCAUGCACCUAUCGCCGUGUUGAAUCAGUGAGAGCCAACAUUGCGGCUCCAGUCUGUUGUUUGGCAGCCAUUGUUGUUUUCCCCCUACAGUGUCCCACGGUUGCUUGCGUUUGCCCGUCAGGAUAGCUGUAUUUAUUGUACGGGUGCUCGUGUUUGUGUGUAGUUUGGCAUUUGUUAAAUAACAGGGGGUCCUACAGAACUUUUGUUUCUUUCAAGAAUGUGUAUGUGUUUAGGAGGGGGGGGGGAGG
Molecule: messenger RNA, 5602 nt
Organism: Aplysia californica (California sea hare)
Lineage: Eukaryota; Metazoa; Mollusca; Gastropoda; Aplysiida; Aplysiidae
Product: sodium- and chloride-dependent glycine transporter 1
Biological process (GO): sodium ion transmembrane transport
Cellular component (GO): membrane
Source: RefSeq, a predicted model, not a curated record